Oncorhynchus mykiss (rainbow trout) is the source of this 3001-nucleotide messenger RNA. Its product is annotated as UNC93-like protein MFSD11. Lineage: Eukaryota; Metazoa; Chordata; Actinopteri; Salmoniformes; Salmonidae. The record is from RefSeq and is a predicted model, not a curated record.
AGCAUUUCGCAAGCGUUCACGGAAGUCUCGCGAUGUUGCGCCUCUGUUUUGAUGCACUUUUGCGCAGCCUUAACAGUAAUUUGUUUCUACCCAGCUAGUGUGGUGUUGCAUCUCAUCACUCAACUUUCCGGUUUUCUUAUCGUUGUCGACUAUCAGCAGGUUGCCAGUUUCGGUGCAAUGUCCAUCUGGUUUCUCCACCUUGUUAUUGCACAAACGAGGACUCGUCAGACAGACAGUGCAGCACCCGACUCGAUGAGGCGUGUGGACCACUUCAGAGGUUUAUUAACUAGCUAGCUGAUCAUCAAAAUAUAAGUGCCACCUUAAAAACAUGAGUCCAGAAGGAAAGACACUGUUGAACAUCGUAAUCCUGGGCUUUGGAUUUAUGUUCAUGUUCACUGCUUUUUCAACAUGUGGAAAUAUAGAGCAAACUGUGAUCAAGAGUUUCAACAGCACUGGCUUCAGUGGGAGUGGAUACACAAGCAUGUCCAUCAUCUAUGGAGUUUUCUCUGCAUCCAACCUGAUUGCUCCCUCGGUAGUGGCUGUUAUAGGACCACAACUUUCCAUGUUCUUUAGUGGACUAGCAUACAGUGGAUACAUUGCCACGUUCAUCCAACCCUUCACUUGGAGUUUUUACACAGCCUCUGUAGUUGUUGGAAUAGCGGCGGCAAUAUUGUGGACUGCUCAGGGUAACCUACUCACCAUCAACUCUACAGACGCCACCAUUGGCAGGAACUAUGGUAUUUUCUGGUCCUUGCUACAGUUCAGCUUUUUAUUUGGGAACAUGUAUAUUUAUUUUGCCUGGCAUGGCCAUGUUCACAUAUUAGACAAGGAUCGUCAGACUGUAUUCAUCGCUCUCACGGUCAUAAGCCUGAUAGGCAGCUUCCUGUUCUUCCUGAUCCAGAAGCCAGAGCCUAAGUCCAUAUCCUCUGAUGAAUCUGAGUCACUGCUGCAGGCUGAGUCCUCAGAGAGUGCCUCUGUUGUUGUAGUACCUCAAGGUUUCGGUUCCCAGGCUCUGGAUGCUUUCAGGAAGGCAUUGCAGCUGUCUGUCACUAAAGAGAUGCUGCUGUUAAGCAUCUUCAUAGCAUACACAGGACUGGAGCUGACCUUUUACAGUGGGGUAUAUGGGACGUGUAUUGGGGCCAUGACUCAAUUUGGGGACAAUGCCAAAAGUCUGAUUGGGCUCUCAGGCAUUUUCAUUGGCAUUGGGGAGAUCCUGGGAGGGGGCAUGUUUGGGAUGUUGAACAAGUGCAACCGGUUUGGGAGGAGCCCUGUGGUGCUGUUGGGGCUGAUCACUCACUUUGUGGCCUUCUACUUGAUCUUCCUGAACAUCGCCAGCGACGCCCCUCUGGCCCCAGAGGAGGGUACAAACCUGAAGGCCUUCAUCACCCCCAGUGUUGAGUUGGCUCUGCUGUGCAGCUUCCUGCUUGGCCUGGGAGACAGCUGCAUCAACACCCAGCUGUUGAGCAUUGUGGGAUACAUGUUCCAGGAGGACAGCGCUCCCGCCUUCGCUGUCUUCUACCUUGUCCAGUCCAUCAUGGCAGCCCUGGCCUUCUUCUACAGUAACUACCUACUACUGCACUGGCAGCUGCUCAUCAUGGUGCUAGUGGGCUUCCUGGGCACACUAUCCUUCUUCAUAGCUGAGGGGAUGGUGGUCUCCAGAAGACGCGAUACUGACAACAAUAGCAUAUGACAACCUAGGCCUAAGGGGACAAGGGGCUGUGGUGAGAGGAACUUCCUAUCAUCCCUUUAGGACCCUUCAACUGACACUGUCACUGGCCUACCUGAGCCCCACUAAGCACAGACUGUAGGUAAUGCUGUUUUUGCAGUCAUCCCAACUCUAUAGAUUUUUGCUUUUCAAGUGCAAGAGACACUUUCUGUUGAAUGCUGUAUGUUUGCUCUACUUGGAGCACAUCAGUCCUUUUUUAAAGGAGGGUAUGAUAGUGGAAUCCAUACAAAAUUAUUGAACAAUGCUGUGAAUAUUUUUAUCUGAGAAAUGUAUUUUGAAUGUAAACCAAUCAAGGUCUAGACCUGGGCAUAGCACUAUUACAGGAACCGCUUUAGUUGUUAAUAAUCUUGUCAAUUGCUUUAGACACUAAAAUGAAAUGUGCUGCUUUGCUUGUGGACCUGUCAAAAGCUUUUGAUACUGUUGAUCAUGCUAUUGUAUUGAAUAAGUUGUCCUCGAUAGGCCUGAGGUCUGACUCCUGUUCAUGGUUUAAUGAUUAUCUUAGUGAAAGAACUCAAGCCAUCAUGAUUGAUGGGGUUAAGUCUGAAUUUCUUGAUGUAAGGUGUACCACAGGGGUCACUUGGGACCUGUUCUAUUAACUAUUUGUAUAAACACCAUUGGUCAAUCUGUGUUAAAAAUGGUAAAAUUCGGAUUUUGCGGAGUCAGUUAAGAACAAAUUCUUAUUUACAAUGACAGCCUGCCAAAAGGCCUCCUAUGGGGACGGGGGCCUGGGAUUAAAGAAAAUAAAUAAAUACAAUAUAAAUAUAGGAUAAAACAAACAUCAUCUGGAUUAAGUCUUUGAAUGAAGAGAUUGAGAAAAAACUGUCCAGUUUGAGGGUUUGUUGCAGCUCGUUCCAGUUGCAAGCUAAGGGGAACUGAAAAGAGGAGUGGUCCAGGGAUGUGUGUGCUUUGGGGACCUUUAACAGAAUGUGACUGGCAGAACAGGUGUUGUAUGUGGAGGAUGAGGGCUGCAGUAGAUAUCUCAGAUUAGGGGGAGUGAAGCCUAGGAGGGUUUUUAUAAAUAAGCAUAAAUCAUUGGGUCUUGCAACAGGUAUACAGAGAUUACCAGUUAACAGAGGAGUAUAGAGUGCAGUGAUGUGUCCUAUAAGGAGCAUUGGUGGCAAAUCUGAUGACCAAAUUGUAAAGAAUGUUUAGCAGCUCGAGAGCACCCUUACCUGCCGAUCUAUAAGUUAUGUCUCCGUAAUCUAGCAUGGGUAGGAUGGUCAUCUGAAUCAUGGGUAGGAUGGUCAUCUGAAUCAGGGCUAGUUUGGCAGCUGG